AUGGAGGACCUCAAAUCGCAGGCUACGUCCGUUUCAACCCAUAGUAUCGAGCCUGCUGAGCUGGAUGAACUGCUAGAUGACUUAGCCCCAGUCUUCUUCCCAGUGAUACGUCCCACUCCGGGACACGCUCCUGAUAUCCGAAAACCUGGCAUUAUCAGAGAUGAGAUUGAUAAGCCGGAAGGUGUACAUUCCUACAAGAUUGACGAAGUUGGAAACGUCAGAGUCAAGCAAUAUCAUAAAGAUGUUGAUUUGAAGACAACCCCAAGAGAAAACGAUGUUUUGUUGCAUCAUCAAGAUCCAGACUUGAUGCUUAAAGUUAUCAUGGGACAGCUGCAACAUUAUCACUACGAACAGGACAGACAAUUUCAUCAAUGGGCAACUGAAGGUCGCCUUGUGACACGCCUGAUAGAUAUCGAGCCUGGAGACUUGGACGAUAAGAUGAGAAUUGCGAUACGUAUCGUGGACUUGAAACAAAGUCCUCAUUACAAGGCUUUGUCCUACACCUGGAAAGAGACAGCAUACGAAAGAGCUAUUCAACCACAGUGGUCACCUGAUGAUGUUGAAGCGGCUCGAAAAAUGGCAAGGGUUCUCCAUGCUGUCUACUGCGAUGACCCUUCGGGAAACGAGAGAUUCCUCGAAAUCAAUUGCGGGCUUCGAGAUGCCCUGCGGCGGUUUCGCCAUAAAUCUGAAACAAGGACAUACUGGGUUGAUCAAAUUUCAAUUAAUCAAUCAAACCCUUCGGAGCGUGCCUAUCAAGUCUCUGGAAUGCAGUUCUUCUUUAACCGAGCAAGCGAGGUAACACUCUGUAUUGGGGAAGAAGAGAAAGACACAAGUGAAGUCUUUGCUGUCCUGGAAACGAUUGCAAAAGAAUUCAAGAGGCUUGGUUUCCCACCUAAUCCAGACCAGAUAGUGGCAAACCCUCAGUCGAACUUGCCCCCCUUUGAAUCUCAUGUUUGGGUGUCUGUUCUAAACCUGUUUGAUCGGCCCGUUUUCAAUCGUUGUUGGGUUAUCCAAGAAGUGGUUACUGCCCAAAAGCUCAUUCUUUAUUGUGGAAGCUUUUGCAUCGAGUGGGCAGACCUAUCAAAGGUCGGUCAAACACUUUGUCAAAAGUCUUGGUAUCCGAGACUGCCACAGGGCCGACUACGAAACAAAUAUACGGGGCUGAUUACAUCGUCGUCCGACCCUCAACCACAGGGCAUCGAAAUGCCUGGAUUCAACACUGUGGUGGUGAUGAAUGAUCUCCGGGAUCAAUUUCAUACUCUCAAACGGAAUCCUUUGGAAAGUCUCCUCUACACCACCUUCACAUUUGAAGCCUCAGAUCCUCGUGACAAGGUGUAUUCCCUCCUUGGAGUAAGGAGCGCAAGAAUUUCAUCCAGCGAUCCCCAUUGGAUCAAAGCAGACUAUGAGAAAUCUGUCAAUGAAGUGUUUCUCAAUGCAGCAAAGGUUUGCAUUUUAGAAUCAUCUUCUUUUGCAAUCUGUGGCAUAAACAAUGGACCUUCCAGCAGAUCAAUAGAUGAACUUCCGUCCUGGGUUCCUGAUCUGACAGCUAAAGGCAUCGACCACCUGACAUCAUUUUGUCGACCACAUCCAUCCAGCCCAUAUAGUGCUUGUGGGGAUAUCCCCAUUAUUACUGCAUGGCCGUACGAAGAGCAUCCUGAUUUGCUGGUCACAUCUUCAUGCAAGAUUGAAACCAUCGCCUCUGUCUCAGAGCACUUCUUUGAGGACAUGGAAAGCUUUUCAAAUCUUAUUAUGGAAUGGAGUUCCAUGGCAUCACGUAUCGGGCCACGGUACCCUACAGGGGAGUUCACGCCUGAUGCUUUCCGCAGAACAUGCGUCGCCGAUGUCACCGGUCCAUAUCGUUAUGGCCCAAUGCCCGAAAGGCUCAAUAUUCCCUUCAUCAAGUUGAUUGAGAGGUUCUUCUAUCAUCAUAUUAGUGUGGAGGUUGAUCGCGGAGAGAAAACUUUGGAUGAUAUCUUGAGUGAAAGCUGGAAUCCGGUGAUAACAGAUCUGAUGACAGACCUUUUUAGGAUGGAAGACGCAUUGAAAUCAAUUGAGGAGGAUUCCAACGAGGGGUCUUCUGCUGAUGACGUUACAGCUGGUAUCGCCAACAGAUUUGGCAUGCCAAGCUCACCCAUUGAUAGUGCUCUUCUGGAGGAUAUUGUGUUGGCCUGA
This is a messenger RNA of Penicillium malachiteum, 2172 nucleotides long. RefSeq lists its product as uncharacterized. Lineage: Eukaryota; Fungi; Ascomycota; Eurotiomycetes; Eurotiales; Aspergillaceae. The record is from RefSeq and is a predicted model, not a curated record. Bases 1 to 2172 code for a protein of 723 amino acids. The transcript has a single exon.